Messenger RNA from Strongylocentrotus purpuratus (purple sea urchin), 1391 nucleotides. RefSeq lists its product as uncharacterized. The transcript is spliced from 2 exons. Lineage: Eukaryota; Metazoa; Echinodermata; Echinoidea; Camarodonta; Strongylocentrotidae. The record is from RefSeq and is a predicted model, not a curated record. Bases 137 to 1351 code for a protein of 404 amino acids.
CCUUACUCAAAUAAGUGCUGAUAAUCUUGGUGCUAAUUCCCUACUGGGAUUUGUAGAGAGCUUUUCUGCUCAUUAUUACUGUCGAUUAUGUGUUACAAGUAAGGAAGAGGCACAGAACAAAUUCAAAGAGGUUUCAAUGGAUAUGCGCACCAGGCAGACUUAUGAGCAACAUUUAGAAGAAGCUGAAGCUCAAACUACCCAGUCACAUGUGUUUGGAGUGAAACAAAAGACUGUAUUGAAUGAUUGUAUUUACUUUCAUGUCUUGGCAAACUUUUCACUAGAUAUAAUGCAUGAUCUUUUGGAAGGCAUAGUUCAGUAUGAGCUGAAACUUGUUCUAGAGUAUUUCAUAUAUGAAAGGCAACCGCCCCUCUUGUCCCAAGAUGAACUGAAUCAGAGAGUCGCCAGCCAUUGCUUAAACCGUACAGAUAACAAGAACAAACCAUCCUUUAUUAAACUUAGGUCAGCUAGGAAUGAUGUUGGACAGAAGGCUAUGCAAGCAUGGUGCUUGAUUCGAAAUCUGCCAUUCAUAAUUGCUCAAGACAUUGAAGAAGGAAAUGUCUACUGGGAAUUGCUACUUAGAUUACUAGAUUGUAUGGACAUUAUUUUUGCUCCUCAAUUGACAGCAGGCUUGAUAGCCCAAUUGUCUAUUCUUACUGAAGAACAUCACACACAUUUCCAGAAAACCUUUCCUGACAGAAGGUUGUUGCCAAAACACCACUUUAUGGUGCAUUAUCCAACGUGUUUGAGAGAAGUUGGGCCACUCAUACAUGUAUGGUGUAUGAGGUACGAAGCGAAACAUCACUAUUUUGGCCGUGUUGCAGAAUCUGUGCGUAAUUACAAAAACAUUUGUAAAUCACUUGCCAAAAAACAUCAGACAGCACUAACGUUCCAUCUUCAGUCAAACCAUCCUUUGGAAUAUCUGGAGGUUGGGCCAGGUAGUUCACUACUUUUGUCAGAUUUAGAUGAAAAUAUUGGACAGAUUGUGCAAGAGCAAAUCCAAGUAGAGGAUCUUUCUACUGAAUUAUUUGAUGCCAACUGGGUUAAAGUACAUGGAACACAUUAUCAGUUGUCACUUCUGGUCUGCCAUGAUGUUAGCGAGCUUCCUCUGUUUGGUCAAAUAGAGCAUAUCAUUGUACACCAUAGCACUGUAUUUUUUGUACUUGUCCAAUUAGAUACAGUGUAUUACAAUUCACACUAUCAUGCCUAUGCAGUAGAAUUUAGUUUUCCACGUUGUCAUGUAGUGAAGAAUCAAAAGGAACUUGUUGACUACAAACCACUAGAUUUGAUGACAACUUUGUCGAAGACAGACUCGAGGAAGUAUGUAGCACCAAGGCAUGUACUUUUUAAGUAAUUUAAAGCUUUCAAGCUAAUGUCUGGUUUUGCUUAGUGGU